Molecule: messenger RNA, 3681 nt
Organism: Armigeres subalbatus
Lineage: Eukaryota; Metazoa; Arthropoda; Insecta; Diptera; Culicidae
Exons: 2
Coding region: 1-3681 (1226 amino acids)
Biological process (GO): proteolysis
Molecular function (GO): aspartic-type endopeptidase activity
Source: RefSeq, a predicted model, not a curated record
AUGAACCGUUCACUGCCAAGGGCAGAGGACCUCAAUCUCGAAGAGAUUGAUUACGAACUAUCUAUACGAAAUCAACCAGAAGAUGUUUUUAAACUUGAUGUCCAAGGGAAGCAAAGGCAUUUGAGAUUACUAUUCAAAGCCGACCAGAAGGAAGGACAGAACUAUAGGUCAAAUCUUAGUAUUCAAGCUGAAGCUGAACAUAUAAGUGCGAGAAUCGACAAUUUGGAAAAGGCUCUCUCCAAAAAAGUUGAAGCCAAGUAUGAGUCGAGGGUAAUUCAUUACUAUUAUCGGGUUAAAAGGUGCAUGGCAGAAACGGAGGAGGGUAAAAAGCUGCGAAGAGAACUCAGUCUUAGGAUCGAAAAGAUAAUGCAGUUCUACCAGUUUGGUCCUUCAUUAUCCCCGUAUAAGGAACAGAUUAACACAAUCAUCCAAAGAUCGGAGGGUGCUGUAGGGUUAUCAGGUCAGGACAGUUCAGCCACACCAAAAACUAGUACGAUUAAGCCGGUACGACAAAGCGAAUGGGAAUUUCCUAAUCCCCCAGAUGCACCGGCGUCAUUAAUUCCGGAGGGUUCAAACAGAAGACAGGAGGAGACAAUCGAGGUAUCGCGCUCGGAAUGGGAGGAUAUGAAACGAAUGUUAGCAGAGUUAACGAGAGACAAAAACCAUCAUGGUGAGAUGAACCGGGAGGACAGAACUCGGAACACGGGUAAUCUCGAACGGGUAGGACAGCAAGCUAAUGGGAUGAAUGAACCGCGACGAACAGUACGCCGACCAACGAGCUAUGCUGAUGAACUUACGGACUCGGAUUCGGAAGGCGAGGAUCCUCAACAAUUCAGGCGAAACACCAGGAUAAAUGGGAAUGGAAAUGAUCGCGGUAGUUACGAGGAGUCGAUGUACAGCUAUGAUAGCGGGACCAUUAGGCCCGGCUAUCCGAGAGGAAACAGGCACGGUCGACACAGGCAAGAGCGAUACGAAGAGAGAGGUCAUGGCAGAGUAGAGAAGUGGAAGCUAAGAUUCUCUGGCGAUUCACGAGGAAUGUCAGUAGAGAAUUUCAUCUACAAAGCGACGAAACUGGCAGAACGGGAAGGAGUUUCGAAAGCUCUUCUGUUGAGGGACAUCCACAUGCUUCUAGAGGGGGCUGCAUCGGAUUGGUUCUUUACAUACGUCGACGAUCUAGUGACGUGGGAGGACUUUACGAACGGAAUAACCUACCGUUUCGGCAACCCGAACAAGGACCAAGGCAUUCGGUCAAAAAUACAAGAGCGGAAACAGUUACGUGGAGAGUCGUUCAUAGCUUUCGUGUCUGAGAUCGAGAAGCUAGAUCGCAUGUUGUCCAAGCCGUUGUCCCGGAGAAGAAAGUUCGAGGUUAUUUGGGACAACAUGCGGCAGCAUUAUAGGUCAAAAAUCUCUAUUGUACGCGUGAGAGACCUGCAACAACUAAUCGAUCUUAAUUAUCGCAUUGACGCGGCGGACCAUCAACUACAUCAAUCGACGUCAGACCCGAUGGUACGCAGACCGAUCAACCAGAUAUUAGCCACAGAAGACGACAGCGAUUAUGAACAGGAAGCGCCAGUAAAUCACGUCAGAGGACAGCAGCCGAGGAGCAGACCGGUAGCGAGUCGCAAUUUUCAUGAAGCGACACAGCAGGAGCUACCUGCGCGCCAGAGAGAAAAUGUAGAACUCGGUCCGGGAAGAAUUAGCUGCUGGAAUUGCCUAGAAGUCUACCACAUAAAGAUUAGAAUAAGUAGAUGUCCUCACAUUAGGGUUAAGGUGCUCGAUUAUGAGACAGAAGCAUUGUUGGACUCAGGGGCUGGUAUUAGCAUACUCAAUUCAAUGGAGUUAAUUGAGAGGUUUAGAUUAAAACUGCAGCCGGCAGCCAUUCGAGUGGCCACGGCAGACGGUUCGAAUUACGCAUGCCAGGGUUUUGUAAACAUUCCGUUUACAUACAAGGAUGUAACGAAGGUGAUACCAACAAUCGUGGUACCUGAAAUUUCGCGCAAAAUCAUAUUGGGGGCAGACUUUUGGGAGGCGUUCGGAAUCAAGCCGAUGAUAGACUUAGGCAAUGGACCGGAAACCUUGGAAACGGUUUCACAUGGAACGAAUGAAUCAAUCUGUUUCACUCUUGAACCAACCAGUCAAGUACCGGAUUCUGCAAAAGAGGAGGAAGACGAGACUUUAGACAUUCCGGUGUUCGAAGGGCCAACGGAAACGAUGCCAGAUCCAGAGUCUAUCGAAACGGAGCAUGAGUUGAGCGCGGAGGAGAGACAGCAAUUAAUGACGGUUAUUAAGGGCUUCGAGCUGACCUCAACGGGGAAGUUAGGAAGAACUUCUUUGAUCCAGCACGAAAUAAUAUUAAAAGAAGGGGCGAAACCACGUAAUCCGGUGAUGUACAAGGGUUCGCCAUACAUGCAGGAAGCGAUAAAGAAAGAAGUGGAAAGGUUCAAGGCUCUAGACGCAAUCGAGGAAUGCUACAGUGAGUGGACUAAUCCUCUGGUUCCGGUGCCGAAGAAAAAUGGAAAGGUGCGGGUUUGCUUGGACUCCAGAAAAAUCAACAAGUUGACGGUUAAGGAUUCGUAUCCUAUGCGAAACAUGCAGGAUAUCUUCCGCCGAUUGGGUAAAGCUAGGUAUUUCUCCGUCAUAGAUCUGAAGGAUGCCUACUUCCAGAUCCCGUUAAAGGAAGAGAGUCGAAAUUUUACGGCGUUCAGAACUUCGGAAGGGGUCUUCCGUUUCAAGGUGCUGCCAUUUGGGGUCAUCAACGCACCGUUCACGAUGUCGCGGCUAAUGGACAGGGCUCUGGGGUUCGACCUGGAACCGCGAGUCUUUGUUUAUCUCGAUGACAUUGUCAUAGCCACCGAGACUCUGGAAGAGCACUUACGGCUGCUCGAAAUAGUAGGGAAUCGACUGCGACUGGCAGGAUUGACGAUCUCGUUGGAAAAGUCACGCUUCUGCCGGAAACAAGUUAUGUACUUGGGGUAUUUACUCAAUGAGCAUGGCAUAGCAAUAGACAGCGGCCGGAUUCAGCCGAUCUUGGAUUAUGCCAGACCGAAGACACAAGAGGACAUCCGUCGAUUACUAGGCUUGGCAGGUUUUUACCAACGCUUUAUCAAGGAAUACAGCAGAGUGGUGGCUCCAAUAACUGAUCUCCUUACUAAGGAAAAUAGGAAGUUCACAUGGAGCAAGGAAGCGGAAGAAGCAUUCCGUGAGCUCAAAUCUAUCCUGACGUCGGCACCUAUCUUGGGGAACCCGGACUUCAACAAGGUCUUUACCAUAGAGUCCGAUGCUUCAGAUAGGGCAGUAGGAGCGGCUCUAGUGCAGGAGCAAGAGGGAGUGACAAAAGUCAUAAGCUACUUCAGUAAGAAGCUAAAUCGAACGCAAAGACGAUAUUCGGCAGUAGAAAAGGAGUGUCUGGGGGUUUUGUCAGCAAUCCAACACUUUCGGCACUACAUCGAGGGCACCAAGUUCCGAGUCGUAACUGACGCGCGGAGCCUGUUGUGGUUAUUCAACAUCGGUACGGAGUCGGGAAACGCGAAGUUGAUGCGGUGGGCUUUGAGAAUCCAAGCCUACGACUUCGAUCUGGAGUACCGUAAGGGUAAAAGCAAUAUUACAGCGGAUUGCUUGUCACGGUCGAUAGAAGUGGACGUACUGACGAUCUCACUAGCCCUUAAUUUAGUAUUAGUAUAG